ACAUUUUGUAGCAAUUCAGACGCAGUCGGAAAGAAGACGAGAGAGAGAGAAAGGGAGAGAAAGGAGGCGAUUGGGUCCCGAAGGUAUUUUCCCAUCUACGAGGGUGACCACCAACCGAUUUUGUGGGAAAGCUUACCAAGGGACAUCUGUUUUGCUAAAACAAAAAAAAAACAAAAAAAACGGAAGAAAGGCUUCGACGAUCAAGCCUGAAGAAGUCGGUCCUGCGGCUUCGUGGUGGUAUCGUGUGCGCCGAGGUGAAUUCAUGUUCAGCUCGGCUCCGCGACCAAGCGACGCCCAUCGGCACUCGACGACCGCCAGCCCGGCACACUCGACGGGACAAAGACCGCUCGAUACUAGCAGGAGGAGACCCGACGACGACAACAUCAACGUCGACUGUUCUCGGAGACGGAGGCUGUUUGAAGGCGAAAGGCAGACGAAAAGGACGAAGAAGAGGAAUCUCUUCCCGGUUAACUUUGUGGCAACAAAGAGGUGACAGUCAAAGUGAAGAAUCAUGGGAGGUGGAGGCGGAGAGCGGUGCAGCAACAUUCCAGGCCCACACCACGAGCGCCCCAAGAAGAAGAACCAGCAGCUGGGCCGAACCAAGCAAAGGGGCCGUGACCAGAAUGGCAAUGUGACUGUGGUGUCGGCCGGUGGCGCCCUCUACAACCACCACCGCCGCAGCAGCGACAAGAGCGUCCUGGUGUACCAAUGCUCCCCGGAGGCACGGCAGGCCGAGGCGGCCGCUUCCAUCGUCCGCCUGGCUGUUGCCUAUGAGCAGGAUUGGGAGGGGGCUGUGUCCCACCUCAACACGCUGCUGAGCGCCCGGGGCAGUCCCAGCUACGCCGGGCCCAAAUUCAGCGAGCCGCCCUCGCCCAGCGUGCUGCCCAAGCCACCCAGCCACUGGGUGUCCUUCCCUAUGAGCACUGGCGAGAGCAGGGAGGUGAUGACCUUCCAGCUUAAGAGCCUCUUAAAGGUUCAUGCCUGACAGGGAAAAUGGCUGUAAUACACUUUUUAAAGUUUUUAAAUCAGAUGUUACAGUCCUACUGCCUUGCUGGUGACGUCAAAGCGGAUACCCUCCCCACCCCGUUGGUUUUCGUUAUUUUUAUUUUGGCUAUCAAAGCAGAUUGGGUGCACUUAUUUUUCCACGUUACUUAAUUCCUGUGUCACUUUUAGGGUCCACAUCUGUGGACAUAUACAGCAGUUUUUAUUUUUAUAUUCUAGAAUGGUUUGCCAGCAUGCAGUCCAAUCGCUUUUUUUUUGUAGCACAUUUCAAAACGAUGUUCUUGUUUGAAGACGGUAGGACGCUCAACUGCGAUUCUGCAGGGAAAUCAUGUGUACAUUGUUUUUAAAUGGCAUAUGGUGAAAAGUUUAUCAUGGCACACAGGCCUUAGGCAGUCGACUCCUGCGUACCCCUUUUUUAUUGCGCUGUGCGCACAUGCACUGCAGGAGGCGAGCUGCUCUAUGGCCUGACACAUGUUCACACUGCCUCCCAAAGACGAACAUUUUUCUGCUGCCGUUCUUGUUAUGGUCCACCUUUUUGGAGGUAGUAUUUGGAAGGGGGCGAAACCCACGUGGGUGAAAUCUAAGACCAGACACUUACUCACACUGUGUGAAAUGUCCCACAUGAAGGGCAGAAAGGCGGGUAAAUGCAGUCUUUACGUUUGUGGUGUGUCCAAGUGGUCUUGUUGCACUUUGGUGAUGCCGUGCGUUAACCAAAGCUGUUCCCCCUCCCUAAUGUUCCCGUGCCCCAGUCUCGUCUUGUAACGUUCGCUUGUGCCGCCUCAACACGCGGAAGAGAACCGAUCCGUUCGGUCCUGUCUGCGGCACAAGUUGACAUUGAAAAGGCGAGACUGUGUCGCCAUUUUGUUACUUAAUGAGCAUGGUGCGUUGUUGUUCCAUUGUGAAUUUGAGCCCAUUUUGCACCACACUUGCUCCAGUUGUGUUAAGUUACAGGCUGUAACAUUGUUGAAUCAACAGACGCGUAAUUGACUAUCUUGUUUUCCUCCUUACGUGAGCCAUUUUUUUUUUAGUUUUUGAUUUGUAGUUGCUUUCCCUGUGCAGAAUUGAAUCUGCUUCAUAGCCAGACUAAAGACGACAAAACCUCAUUUGUUGAUCAUGUCUUUCAGGAGCCAUGUAAAUAAUGACGAUGGCAUGUAUAAAGUCGUUGUAGCAUAAUGUACAUUUGCAGGCCCACAGUGCGGCAGAGGCUUGCAGACUAAAGUAUUUUUUAGUACUAAUAACACUGAAUGUAUGAGAUUCAUCCUGUCUCGACUUCGAUGAGCCUGAAGAAUAUUUUUGUUAAGAAAAAAGAAAACUGAGCAUGUCAAUAUGAGUGAGCCAUGCACUGAAGUCUUUCCGGAGAUAUUGCACAUGUUUUUAUGAUUCAGUGUAGGGUGAAAGAAGUGAAUUUACCAUUGGAAUUGGAGAUUUGGACAUAUGACUUCUAUCUGGAUGAUUUUUUUUACCAUUUGAGUUGUGCUUAAGUUAAAGCCCUUUUUAGAAAAACAAUUUGAACAUUUUUGUCCUAAAUACUUUCCCAGGCACCCUUCUCAGCUGUUCUUCCGCCAGCUGAUUUCCCCCCCCCCCCCCCCCGUUUUGUUUUUCCCUAGAACCAUCUGCCAGCUGAUUUUUCUCAUCCCACAAUUGUUCAUCCAGUUAAGUUGUGCAUUGCAAAGUCUCCUCAUGCUAAAUUGGAACUUGUUUCGUCAUCAAUUGGAUUUAAAUUAUUUGUCCCCACCGAUAAUGUCAUUGUAUGUGAAAACACGCCCUGUUUAAGAUUGGUAACAAUUGGUUAAAGAAAUUUGAAAAAGCAUUCUUGAUUUGAAGAUUAAAUUUUACAGCAAAAAAUAAAAUCCCUUACCCUCCCCCCCAAAACCAUUUGACUUGUCUUGAUUUUACAUUUUAUUGGUAUUGUCCAAAGAGCAGUUUUAUACUCACAAUUCAGUUUUGGCAGAGGUGAAUUUUUAUUUUAUUGAACUACAAGAGAACAGUUGGUUAGUCCAGUUAUUGUACAAAUGCCAACAUUCUGAUCAUGACCAUAAACUGUUGCCAUGACUACAGUUGAUUUCCAUUUAAAAAUAUGCCCAUGUGAAAUGUUAGGUUGCUAAAAUUAUCGCCUUUGUGUUUCAACAGUACUAGCAAUUUUCAAGUAGCAUUUACAUAACUAAAAGGUGUACAAAGGGUGGCUGGGGAUUCUUCAGACACAUAGGGCGUUACUGCCUUCUAGUGGCGUUGUGGGGGUAUUGCUGAAAUUAUGUAACGUGCAGUAUGAAAGGUAUAUUUACAUUAGCAUUAUGCUGUAAUGGUAUUUUGUAAGGCUGAUCAACCAACUAUAUGCUAACCCUAACUUUCCUGUGCUAUGGUUAUCCCACACACAAAAAAUCAAAACAUUUGAUUCACUCAGCUGGAGUCAAACUCGAUGUCAAACUCUUAUGAAGUCUUUUGCCCACAAAAUGUUUCAGGGAUAGGAGAUUCCAGUGUAAUUAAUAGCCCAUCAUAGGGACCUAAUGCGUAGAAGUUAAGGGAAUUGUGUUAAAAAGAUUUUAAUAGUUGGAAAACUGUACCUCAUAAAACGAGUCACGGAACACAAAUGUACAA
Molecule: messenger RNA, 3597 nt
Organism: Phycodurus eques (leafy seadragon)
Lineage: Eukaryota; Metazoa; Chordata; Actinopteri; Syngnathiformes; Syngnathidae
Gene: pnrc2
Product: proline-rich nuclear receptor coactivator 2
Exons: 3
Coding region: 512-985 (157 amino acids)
Biological process (GO): nuclear-transcribed mRNA catabolic process, nonsense-mediated decay
Cellular component (GO): P-body; nucleus
Source: RefSeq, a predicted model, not a curated record